UCCAGUAUAGCGCAGCUCAUCCUGGCAAUGAACUCUCGAUACAUUGACGUACAGCUGGGAAGUUUCAAAGCUCACACUAACCUAAUCGACCUGGCAGUGAAUAAAUCCCCUAUUGAUACUUUUCAAUAGAAUUAACCAGGACACUAACAUUCGCUGACCUCAUUAAACUAUUCCUUGCCAUUUCUUAUUCUAUACUGUUCUGAACAAACAGUGGCUGUCGUGGUCAUCAACCUUUUUCGUCAUGCUGACAGUCUUGUAUUAUAAAGGUAUCCAAAAUACAAAUACAGAGGGUUCUGUUUUAGUCCCUGCAGCGUCCGUCCAUCCCUUGCCUACCCCAGAAGAAACUAGCGCUGAGGAGUGGAAGCGACACCCAGGAGUCCCCUUUGGGGGGGAAAGGAGUCAUGGGCACCCAAUCCGACAGUUCCAUCAGCAGGCAGGAGAUUGUGGGGAGCAAGAAGCUGUUCUACGGGGAGCAUGUGGGCAGUGAGACUCGCAAUAUGGAGUUCAAGCGUGGGGGAGGGGAGUACCUGAGGAUGGGGUUCCAUCACCACCUGCGGAAGUAUGCCUGUGCCUUCCUGAAUGGGGAGGGGGGCAGCCUGCUGGUGGGAGUGGACAACGACGGUGUGGUGCGCGGGGUGGAGUGUGGUUACCGUGACGAGGACCGGACCAGGCUGCUGGUGGACUCUGCUCUCAAGGGCUUCCGCCCACAGGUGUUCCCUGAGGCCUACUCCCUCAGCUUCUUGCCCGUGCUGAAGGGAGACUCCACCGGCCUCUUCCUGAAGGUGGUGCGGCUCAGCGUGCACCCCCCGGCCCCACAGAGAGAGCCCGUGCUCUACGAGACGGACCAUGGCGAGGUGUAUAUGCGACGGGACGGCAGCCUGCAGGGGCCCCUCAAAGCGAGUGACAUACAGGAGUGGUGCCGCCAGAAGUGGAGUAGUGAGGUGGUGAGGCUGCAGAAUCACCUCAACUGUCUGCUGCAGGAGGAGAGAGCACUGCAAGACGAACUCAAAGAGCAGAAGAGAGUCCUUGCUGAGCUGCAGUGUGGAGAGAAGACUGGAGAGGAGUGGAGCCAGAAACACAGCCAGGGGGAGACCAGAGAAGAAGCAUCACACAUGGAACAGCCCACAGUCACAUCAUCAAAGAUCUGCAAAGUCAUGUAG
Acipenser ruthenus (sterlet) is the source of this 1160-nucleotide messenger RNA. RefSeq names its product schlafen-like protein 1. Bases 402 to 1160 code for a protein of 252 amino acids. The record is from RefSeq and is a predicted model, not a curated record. The transcript is spliced from 3 exons. Lineage: Eukaryota; Metazoa; Chordata; Actinopteri; Acipenseriformes; Acipenseridae.